ACCAUGACCCUCUUCUUUGUUUUAUGUACCCCAACACACUCUUGUUCAUUUUAGCCUUCAGGCUACCAAAGCUUUCUUUUCUUCUUUUCUUUUUAUGUGGUGGCAAAUUGCUUGCUUAUUUGGUCUCUCCAGUUCCGCUUCUUAGCAAUCUAACAAAGGAAAGUGUUUUUUUCUUUCUGGGUUUUCUUGGAACAAGAAGGAAAGAAUUAAUUAGUAUGGGCCUCUCAAGUUUCCCUAGUGCAGCGGAAGGAUUGCUUCCAGUGCUGGUUAUGAACACGGUUUUAUCCGUGGCUCUAUUGAAGAACAUGGUCAGGUCUGUGUUCCAGGUGAUGGGUGCUAAUUGGACUCCGCAAGAUUAUGAGCAAGACCCAGAUGGAUGUCCUCGAGAACAUGCAAGAGAGAGAAGAGUAUCAAUAACCCAGUUCAAGUCCUUCACCCACAAUAAUGGUAGUGGCAGUGGAGUUGGUGGUAGUGGUGGUGAGAGUGGUCGGACAGGUGGUGCUACAGUGGAAUGUUGUGUGUGUCUGUGUGGGUAUGAAGCUGAAGAGGAGGUGAGUGAACUGUCUUGCAAGCAUUUCUUCCACAAAGGAUGCUUGGACAAGUGGUUUGACAAUAAACAUAGUACCUGCCCUCUCUGUCGAUCAAUUCUCUAGAUUGAUGGAAAUUUUUGUCCUAAAUGGAUGUUCAUGGUUUCGGUGGAAGAUAAUUUUUCUUCACUUUCUUGUUGCCUUUUAUUUGGGGGGGUUGAUUUUUGAGCAAAAUUAGUGAAAAAUUAUUACAUGACAAUGUCUAAUGUCUUGCUUUGUUUUUGUGUCUUAUUUUUAUACCUCUAGUUUCAGUUUGUGCAAGUGACAAGAACAUUUCAAAUUAAAGCAUCAAGAGAUUGGACCUAUUUUAACA
Messenger RNA from Hevea brasiliensis (rubber tree), 900 nucleotides. Its product is annotated as probable E3 ubiquitin-protein ligase XERICO. NCBI's taxonomy places the organism in Eukaryota, Viridiplantae, Streptophyta, Magnoliopsida, Malpighiales, Euphorbiaceae. The transcript has a single exon. The record is from RefSeq and is a predicted model, not a curated record. Gene Ontology annotation, molecular function: zinc ion binding. Bases 24 to 653 code for a protein of 209 amino acids.